Messenger RNA from Trichomycterus rosablanca, 4917 nucleotides. RefSeq names its product family with sequence similarity 184 member B (gene fam184b). NCBI's taxonomy places the organism in Eukaryota, Metazoa, Chordata, Actinopteri, Siluriformes, Trichomycteridae. The transcript has 19 exons. The record is from RefSeq and is a predicted model, not a curated record. The coding region runs from base 31 to 3453 and encodes 1140 amino acids.
CAGGGGAAGCCGCACGGACGCGUUUCGGACAUGGCUUCCAGCCUGCUCCCGGAGGCGUGUAACGGGACCGCUCCGGAUCCCCCGGGCGCCGAUCAGGAGCACCACGACUACCAGAUGCACACCAAGAUGUGCAAGAAAAUAGCGCAGCUCACGAAGGUGAUCUACUCCCUGAACACUAAGAACGAGGAGCAGGAGGCGACCCUGCAAACGCUGCUGCGCGCCACCACAGAGGCCUCGGGAAACCUCCAGCCGGCGGCCAGCCAGGACGAGCGGGGCGAGGACUCCGCCCUGGCCCUCAGGACCCGCCUCCUGGAGCUCCAGACGACGGUAGAAGAGGUGGAGGAGCGCGAGCAGAGGGCGGAGCUGGAGCACGCCGAGCAGGUGGCGGCGCUGACGCAGGAGGCGGCCGACCUCCGGAGGAGCUACCACACCUCGGAGAUGGAGCGGGACAAGCAGUGCAGGCUGCUCCGGCAGAUCCAGGAGGAGAAACGAGCCCUGGAGGAGGAAUGCCAGAGCCUGCGCAGGGUCAGGGAGGAGGACCGGACCAGGGCCGAGCAGGAGGACAGGAGGAGGAACGUGGAGGAGGAGCUGAGGAGGGAGCGGGAGGACUGGAAGAAGGCCGAGGACGAAUGGGAGAGGCGCUGGGACGCUGCGAGGGAAGCGCUCGCGGUCCUGAAGGAGGAGAAGAGGCAGGCGGAGGAGACGUGGAAGGCGGAGAGGGACGACCUGAGGAGGAACCUGAAGGUCCUCAAGGAGGAGAGGAGGCAGGCGGAGGAGACGUGGAAGGUAGAGAGGGACGACCUGAGGAGGAACCUGAAGGUCCUCAAGGAGGAGAGGAGGCAGGCAGAGGAGACGUGGAAGGCGGACAGGGACGAGCUGAGGAGGAACCUGAAGGUCCUGGAGGAGGAGAGGAGGACGGAGCAGGAGGUGGCCAGGACCACGCUGCAGGAGAACUGCAAGGCGCAGAACUCGCUGCUCCUGCAGAGGCUCCGGAAGGCCGAGGCCGAGCUGGAGGUGCGAGAGGAGAGGCUGGUGGAGUCCAGCAGGCACAGCGCCAAACUGCAAGCCAGAGUAGAGGAUCUAGAGGAGCAGCUGGAGAACGGGAGCGGUCGGGUCGCCGAGGCCGAAAGGGUCGCCAGGAAGGCGGAGGAGGAGCUGAUGGUGGCGAAGGAACGUUUAUUACUGCAGGAGAACGAACUGCAGAGCAAAUCAGAGGAGCUGCUGAGCCAGAGCUCCUCUCAGGUCAAGGUCUCGGUCGAGGUGGAGGAACUGAGGUCUCAGCUCGGCCGUCUCAACAUCAGGAACAAGGAACUGGAGCUCCAGAACAGCGGCCGAUCCAACGACCACGCCCGCAUGCUCAAACAGCACGCAGACGCCCUGUCUUCCAUGCGCCUGGAGCUGCAGCGCGCCCACGCCGAGGAGAUCAAGCGCCUCCACCAGGAGGUGGAGAAGGAACGGAGGAGCAUCAGGCAGGAGCUGGAGGAGGAGAGGAAGCAGGUGCACAGAACCGCCGAGGAGGAGAAGGUCCGGCUGAAGGACAAGCUGAGGAAAGCGCUGGAGGAGCUGAACCGCAGGCACGCCAACGAGCUGCACCAGGCGCGAGCCGCGGCGGACGGCGAGAAGAAUCAGGCGGAGGAGAACCUAAAAACUUCAGAGGAGGAUAGACGAAACCUGGAGGCGGAGAAAGUGGAGCUAAACAAACAACUGCAGCAGUCACUUCUGAAGAUCAGUGAGCUGGAAGCUGCGAUCCAGCUGCUGGAGAGGGAGAAAGAAGAAGCGAGGAGGAGAGAGGAGGAGAACCAGAGGGUCGGCCUUCAGUCUCCGAGCGCCUCCGAGCUGGAGGGUCUGAGAGAGGAGCUGGAGCGAGAGAGACACGACGCGCAGAGCAUGCAGGAGAACUUCGCUCUGGAGAAGGACCACCUGCAGGCUGAGAUUUCUGCUCUGAAGAACGAGCGAGACGUCCUGCAGCAGACCAACCACAGCGCAGAGGAAAGACUGAGGCUGCAGUUGGAGAAGCACUUCUCAGACCAUCUCGCAGAUCUGCAGAAGGACCGGGAGAGGGAGCUCGGAGAUGUCAACCUGCGCUGGCGGGAACGGGUGGAGGAACUGGAGUCACAGCUGGAGGAGAAGAGAGCCCUCUUCAGUAAGAGCCAGGAGGAACGAGAGAGGGACGAUCACCACGCCAACGGGGAGAUGAGGAGGAUGAAGCUGGAGAUCCAGAAGACCCGAGAGACCAACAGUUCACUGAGAGCUCAGCUUCACGCCACCAUCCAGGAGAAAGAGCGACUGAUGAAGAAACAGCAGCUGCAGGCGGUUCAGGAGGAGGACGAGGACGGCGGGGACGUUGAGGGCGGCGGUCGGACUCCGCGGCGGGACGUUGAGGGCGGCGGUCGGACUCCGCGAGCCCUGCAGGACCUGGAGAGCCGCGCCGGCGAGGAGCUGCAGGCGGAACGACAGCACCUGCACACCCAGUACAAACUCCAGCUGGAGAAGCAGAAGGCGGAGCUUACCCAGCAGCACACCGAGUGGGCGCGGCAGGUCACCCAGAGGCACAUGCAGCAGAUCGUGGACCUGCAGAACGAACUCAAGACCCACACCGAGAUGAUGGCGCUGCAGCAGGACCUGAAGCAGCAGAACCGCGUGCAGUCGCUGGAGAGGCAGCUGGACGAGAGGAGCAGCGAGGUCCAGGCGCUGAGGAGGGAGACCGAGGAGCUCCGGGAGCAGGUCGACGCCCUCGACGCCCAGAGGGAGGCGCUGAGGAACCACGGGCACGCCGGCGGCAGGUUUCCCGGGUCCCGGAAGGACGAGGGGGGCGGCGGGGAGGACGAGAGGAACGCCGGGACCCCGGUGGAACCGGGCGCGGCGAGGAGGGAACACCGGGCGGAGCUCCAGAGCGUCUCCGAUUUCAGCUCCAGCCAGGACCAGCUACAGGCUCGCCUCGUCGCCUUGGAAACAAAGCUGAGAGAGCGGGAGGAGAAGGGUAAGAGAAAGCUGGAGGAUCUGCACACCAUCGCCAAGCUGCAGGACAAACUCGGCGAGAGAGACCAGCUCAUCAAGAGACUCGUGGAAGACGUCCAUCAGCUUUCCCAGCACCCCCCUCCCGGCAGAGACGGGACGCUGAAGCUCUACGACGGCAGAACGCAAACAGGGACUCUCACCCCCACUUUAAAGAAGAAGGUGCUUGAAGACGCCCCCCAGUGUGCGUCCAGCGUAACCACGCUCUUCUCCACGGAGGGCGGGUCGCCCAAAACGCCACGCCCCGUCGGCCGGCGGAUCCUGCCGCCCAAGACGCCGCCUCACCCGGAGAGCAGGACGUCUGUGAGGCUCAGUCGCUCGUCUCCGACCCCCGAGCCGCCGCACAGGACUCCACCGGAACAGCGAGUGAUCGAAACGGGACCCGACGCCCAGGACCCACAGAGGCAGGAGUGGUUCACCAAAUAUUUCUCCUUCUGACGGGCGACGCCCGCCUGAUACGGCUGGACUGUGUAGACGUACGACGGGCCACGCGACCUCCAGAAAAGUAUCGGGACGCCCCCCUGUGGUCGAACAUUUUAGUCAUGGAUGCUUCCAACGGUUUAAGGAAGGCCCUUUCUUGUUUACAUUACAUUUACAUUUUAUCCAAAGUGAGGGUUAAGGGCCUUGCUCAAGGGCCCGACGGUUUGCAACCUGGCAGUGGUGGGACUUGAACCAGCAACCUUUCGAUUACUAAUCCAGUACCUCAACCAAGAGGCUACAAGUGAAGAAACCUCACUGAACCAGAAGGUUCGGAAUGAACCGGAACAUCGACUGACCAAUCAGCACCAAGCACAAAUCAGCGCCGAGCUAGGACCCUGAGCACAAUCGCUUGUGAACUAGAACCCGCAGUACCUGAACUCCGCCACUAGAGGGCAAUGUCCCUCAGUUAACUAUAAUAUAAAUAUUUAAUCAAUAUAAUUAAUAAUAAAUGUAAACCAGCUAUUAAAAAGUACAAUUUAAUUAAAGGGGGUGAGAAAAAUCGGGAUUUUUUUUUUUGGGAUCGCUGAUUUUAUGACGUCACACGACGCAGAAUUUCACCAAAGACCAAAUUUACACCUUUAUUUUAUUAUUAUUAUUAUUAUUAUUAUUUAAAGCUUCACGGUAGCUUUUUUUCAAGUGGUCGCGUUUUUAAAACGACGUUUUAACGCCGCACGAACGGAAGUACUCGCCUAGGUCACGUGAUUUCGGCUCCACCGAACGUAACUCGAGCGUCUUUUGUGCUACUGGACUCCCGAGACCAGGGCGUGUCUAAAUCCUUUAGAUCUUAGCCCCCUACCGAGGCGCCUUAAUUCCGAGCGAAAUAUGAAUCCGACAGCGCCGAGGGCAAUCCCAGCAUUCAGUGCGGUCACCACGAGUUCUUUAUGAAUGCGAAUAAACUCGUCAGGGUCGGAUUAAGCGUUUUCGGCAGCCCUACGACAAAAGCGACCGAGACCGCUUCGCGCUCUGGUCGUCGACGCCCCACCGUCUCUGCUAUGCAAAAGACCUCCAGCUACCUCGCAGGUCCAGAUCCUCGGAUCCUCCGUCCACGGCACGUCCCACCCAGUCCGAUUUGUAAGCGCACGACGGAAGCGUACGAAAAAUUCCGACUAAUUCGACGCCUCACACGCCCCCGAAGGAUCAGGACCAGGAACACUGUGAAACGUCGUUGUGCUAGACUGGCCCGCCUUCGGUCCGGAGCUUUCUCAAGCUUAAGCGUCACGUUACCGGAUUCUCAUCGUUUUAUGUAUGUAUUUAUGUAUUUAUUUAUUUAUGUAUUUAUUUUUAAUUUGGCCAAUCAGAGGCACGUUUAAGCCCCCCCCCCCCCGUUUUGUACUCCACCCCCCCAAAACAAAACAAGCUUAAGAAUGAAAACAAUUGUAGCAUGCGUUUUAUUCUUUAAAAUAAAGAUUUAUUAACGUUCAA